Aplysia californica (California sea hare) is the source of this 2092-nucleotide messenger RNA. RefSeq lists its product as uncharacterized. Gene Ontology annotation, molecular function: protein binding. The transcript is spliced from 2 exons. The coding region runs from base 133 to 1293 and encodes 386 amino acids. NCBI's taxonomy places the organism in Eukaryota, Metazoa, Mollusca, Gastropoda, Aplysiida, Aplysiidae. The record is from RefSeq and is a predicted model, not a curated record.
ACACUGUAAACAAUGUUGGCAUAGCUCAAGUCUAUCUACAUAAUCAAUGAAACGGCUUGUCCUGUCAGGUUGAUAAAUUUGUAGUUCAGUAGGACAAAAGUUGCCAUAGAAUGUGGAUUUAGAGAUCUCGUCAUGUCUACUAACCAUGCUGUAACCCCGGAUCAGAGGCACAACAUUUCUCUACUUCUUGAGGCAAUACAACUGCACUUUGAAAGUCAGAAUCUCAAGACACGGAUUUUGAAGUGUCAGUCACAAGCAAUAGUGCAGUGGAAAGAUGGCAAUGGCCUUGACUUGCUCCACCAUUGUAUCUUAGAAAACAAUGUCAUCGCGCUUGUCCAUUUGUUGAACCGAGGGCUCUUUAAACCCCCUUAUGAACCCCGUAUUUGGCCUUACCUACACUUAGUAGCUUGCCUUGGAUACAGAACUUUCAUUUCCACAAUAAUUCAAGAUAUGAAGUUUCAACAUGAAGCAGUUGUUUUAGACUGGAGUGUCUACUCUUGUGCCAUUAAAUCAAAACUCCAUCAGCAAGCUCCAGAAUUACAAGAGGCUGAGAAAAGUAAAAAACUCACACCUGUUGACAUCGCUGCAUUAUUUGGUAACAUACAGUGUGUCCGUCUCAUUCUUGAUUUUUGGCAAGUUCAGAACUCAUCAUCUGAACAUCGACGAAAAUCAAACUCAACAAUGGCGCCAACUUCUUACUUGACGAUUGCUUGUCAAGUAAAUUCCCCCAACGCUCUCAGACUUUUGUUGCAAGAACACAGUGACAAGAAAGAGGCACUGGAGUCUGCGAUGAGGAUGGGUGUACCUGAGUGUAUUGAUGUAGUUCUACGGGAGGGAGGCUCCCAAGAUGUGAAGAAGGCUUUCCAGGGUAUGAACUUGUUCCAUGUGCUCUACUCCUACAGAAGUUGCCGGACUCCAAACCAGUAUGAAGCCAUGGUGGAGAUUACGUCAGUGCUGUUACGGCACAAUCAAAAUGUUAAUGCCUGUAGGCCUUCGCGGACAUUCCCUCUGUAUAGUUUGUUGAGCCAUUAUCCUGGCGGUUGUUCUGUGGAUGAAUGUGCACCCUACCUUAUUGCUGCUCUUUUGGUGCUGGUCAGUGCUGGUGCUGAUCCCAACGUAGAUGAGAUUUUGAUUGAGGAAAAGCUGAGAGACCCUGAGCAGAGCACAGCAUUUGGAAGGCGGCCUUACUCUAGUGCUGUCCACUGUUUGCUGUGCACUCUUCCUCUACUCAAACGGGACGUAGAAGAUACUUCUUCAACAGAUCCAAUUGAUCAGUAUGUAUACAGUGCAUAGAAAUUCUACUUCGACAUGGUUUGGAUUUGGCUUAUUGUGGUAAAUUCAAUGAAAAAUCUUUUUACGAUGACACUCUUAAAGGAUCUUAUCAUGAAGGAACGGCCUUGCAUGUCUUAACCUCUACCAGAGCAACAUGUUUCACAAGUUACCCAAUUUUACGCUUAUUGCUUCGGUAUGGUGUUGACGCUGAUGCGAGAGGGAAUUGGCACAUUCCGACAUUGAACACAAAUGUUCAUUAUGCACUGAACGUUCUUCCAUUUUCUGUAUGGACACUCCCUCUUUCCAAUGCAGAACUCAGCCCAGUAAUGCACAUUUUCUCAGAGAAAGACUUGAAACACUUUAAGUAUAUCAUGAAGUUCAUGAGCCAGAGGUCACUUAUUCUGGCAUAUCAGGAAUUUGUGGACACGUUUGAAAAGCUGAAAGUUGCUACUGAAAACAAUAAUGAGCUUCAAGAAUUGGGAAACAUUCACUUUCUGGAAGACAAAAUGUAUGAAUCGGUCCUUGAGGAGUAUAGGAUGGAGACCCAAGAACCAUGGUCACUGCAGAGAUGUUGUUCAAAGGCUAUUUGGAGAUCCUGCAAGCUGCACAUGGGAAAUGUCUUUGAACUGCCCAUCCCAGGGCCAUUGAAGAGAGUUGUUUUGAGUUUCCACUGACUGGAAUUAAUGAAUACUUUAAUGUUACAGUGUGUGUGUGUAUGUAUCACUCUGUGUGCUUGCAUGUUUAUAUCAUACGUGUUUGUGUGCAUGUUCAUGUGUGUGCGUGUGUGUGCAUAUGUGUAUGUGUGUCUGGUAUGUGUGUG